Molecule: messenger RNA, 1128 nt
Organism: Biomphalaria glabrata
Lineage: Eukaryota; Metazoa; Mollusca; Gastropoda; Planorbidae
Product: rabankyrin-5-like
Exons: 1
Coding region: 1-1053 (350 amino acids)
Molecular function (GO): protein binding
Source: RefSeq, a predicted model, not a curated record
AUGCUGUUAAAAUGCGGAGCUCUUGUGGAUGUAAAGCGUGGCGAUGGAUGCACCCCGCUACACGAGGCUGUUAGAGCUGUAGAUAUUGUUAAACUUCUUCUAGAGAAUCAAGCCGAUGUGAAUGCCAAGGAUGAAGAGGGAGACACACCACUGACUCUCGCAGUCAAUGAUUACAGAGACACUGAUGGUGUUGUCGAAUUUCUGAUUGCCUCUGGCGCUGAUGUCAACCACAGAAACAAAUUUGGCAUGUCUCCACUAUGGCUGGCCGCUGAACGUCGCUCCAGAAGGCGCCUGGUAGGGCUGAUCCGUGCGAAAGCCGAUUUAGGUCACGACGACAAUCAACAGAAGUCGGCGCUGUCAAUAGUGCUCGAUAAUUUCUUCCCCCACAAAGAGGUUCAGGAAACAGCUACACUACUGAUAGAACAUGGGGCCAGUGCAGAAUUUGUUAAACCUGACAUCAUUCAUCGCCUUAUCGCUGCUGGAAAUAAUGGCCUUCUGAUUCAGAAACUCACGACGUCCGGCGUUUGUCCAUCAGACAUUGUUUUAAAUAAGACAAAUUUUAACUGGCCUGGGACUUCUUUAUCACCACUCGCCGUUUCCUUGAUUUUAGAUAAUGUGGACUUUGUCCAAUAUUUUUUCGAGAAUUGGUUUUUAACUAAAUCAGACAUCAAAAUUUUAUGCAGAAACAAAACGAUUAUGAAUUUCUUACAACAGCGCAGAACUAAAGCUCUUUCGUAUCUAAAACAAGUUUCCCGCCAACCAAUGAGGUUGGAGCUUUUGUGCUUCACUACAGUCUCGUCUGCUUUAGGCUCAGACCGGGGCAGACGUCAAAGGGUACACAACUCUGAACUUCCAGUCCCCAUUCAAGACAAGUUAUUGUUUUUAAAAGUAGAGGAAAAAGUCCUUGAAGAAGUGGCUGAAGAUGGCAUUAAGUUUCUUCAUGAAUUGUCUCAAGAGGACUUAGAACGUACAAGGCGCAAUCGCAUUUCGGAAAUCUCAGUAGCCUCGAGGAUUCGCUUCACUACUGAUUCUAGAAUUUUGAUCCGCCAAUGAAUACAGUGCUAGUAGCUUUUAUAUCAUACAUUUGUAGCCUGUAAUUUUAUGUAACAUUUUUUUUUCUAAAUACAA